ACACCCGGUUCUUUCCGCCCCAUCAAACCUCGUGCAGGAUAUACAGCCUCGGGAAUUGUCGCCGGAGCACCGACUGUUUUAGGGUUGUUGGAAAUGAGGUUGCGAUUGGUCGAUCUCGUCGCCGAGAACCAUCGAAUCCCACCCCUAUAACAAACAGAAUAUCACCGACUAGUGUUCGGCUCGGGAGUGAUGGUCGUGUUUGCGCACGUCAUAGAUAUCGCUCUCGGGAUGUGAUAAGAUUCGCAAACCUUGCUAUACUGGUUUAACAAUCAUCUGGAGAGAUCUCUUCAAUGCAAUCUUCGCUCUCCGACCCCCCCGAGGGCCUCGUCGGGGGGUACAAGGGUGCCACCGAAGCCGUCGAAAUACUCGUGGUUUGUUUCAGUGCGGUUGCGCUCUACAAUUCCAUCGAGCUGGUUGCUGUCAUCCUUCUGACAUUCAAUCGCUACACCGGUUUGUACUUUUGGACCUUGUUGCUUUCCGACGUGUUCGGAGUCGUCCCCCAUGCCGUCGGCUACGUCUUGGCCUUCUUCGGCAAAGGCCCCAUCUGGGUGGGAGUGACCCUUUCCACCCUCGGGUUUUAUCUCAUGGUGCCCGGUCAGUCCUUCGUUUUGUAUUCUCGGCUCCAUCUCCUGGUCCAGAAUCGAACGCUCCUGCGCGGCGUCCUCUACCUCAUCAUCUUCAACACCAUCGUGCUCCUCGUCCCCACCACCGUGCUCACCUACUCCACCAUCUACCUCCGCACCGAACCCGUCAUCCGGGGAUACAACGUGAUGGAACGGUUGCAAGUGGCUUGUUUCUGUGCGCAAGAGAUGUUCAUAUCCGCCUUGUACAUCAUCGAAACCGCCAAGUUGCUGCGGCUGCGGCCGGCAAGGGACGCCUAUCGCAACCGCAUCAUGUACGAGCUGAUCACGAUCAACGUGGUGAUCAUCCUCAUGGAUGUCGCCCUCCUCGUCAUGCAAUACGUCGGCUUGUACAUCCUACAGACCACCCUCAAGGCCGCCGUAUACAGCGUCAAACUCAAGCUCGAAUGUGCGGUUCUUCGGAAGCUAGUGCUGCUGGUGAACCAGCGGGCAUCCGAAUCCAGCUCGAGUGAUAGGGAAAAUUACCCCAACUUUGUGAAUCCGCUCCGGGUCACGGCCGACGUCACUCGACCCCCGAAGACCUCGAAAUCUCACUCCCAAUCACCGUGGGGGCCCAUGUCCGAGGUUAACCUGGGCUGAAAUCAGCUGGAGUCGGUUACCACCGUAGUUCUGAUGGCACUCCCACGGUCUCCGUGGUAUCCGACGGUUUAAACCAAACCCUGCAUUCGU
This is a messenger RNA of Aspergillus campestris IBT 28561, 1310 nucleotides long. RefSeq lists its product as uncharacterized. The coding region runs from base 291 to 1220 and encodes 309 amino acids. The transcript has a single exon. The record is from RefSeq and is a predicted model, not a curated record. Lineage: Eukaryota; Fungi; Ascomycota; Eurotiomycetes; Eurotiales; Aspergillaceae.